Messenger RNA from Cordyceps militaris CM01, 609 nucleotides. Its product is annotated as DUF967 domain protein. Gene Ontology annotation, cellular component: TRC complex. The transcript is spliced from 2 exons. The record is from RefSeq and is a predicted model, not a curated record. Lineage: Eukaryota; Fungi; Ascomycota; Sordariomycetes; Hypocreales; Cordycipitaceae. Bases 1 to 609 code for a protein of 202 amino acids. Gene Ontology annotation, biological process: post-translational protein targeting to endoplasmic reticulum membrane.
AUGUCACAGAAAGUCUGGAAGAGAAACUUUGCAGCUGGCCACGGCCUCGAAAAGGUGCUCGCCGCGACCAAGAAUCCGGCGCCGGAGGUUGCGAUCCCGUACCCCCCGGCCACUCUGGACGAGCUGGCCUCGACCGACUUUGGCGGCAAGGGCUUCACGCUAGCGGCCUUUACGGCCGAGGACGCCUGGGAGCUGGGCCACCUGCUGCACGCGCGGCUGCUCGACCACGCGGCGUCAGCCGGCCGGCCGGCGCUCAUCAACAUUGCGCUCGCGGCGGCGGGCGGGCCGACGCUGUACCAGAGCGUGACGGGCAGCGGGCUGCUGCCGGACCACGAGGCGUGGGUGCGGCGCAAGCGCGCGGCGGUGCUCCGCUGGGGCACGAGCUCGUACAUGGUCGGGCGCAAGCACGGAAACGGCGACGAGGCGCUGUUUGCGGCCAAGAACGGGCUCGGGCCCGAGGGCGCGGGCGAGUACGCGAUUCAUGGCGGCGGCGUGCCGAUUCGCGUCCAGGGCGCCGAGGGUAUCGUGGCUAUCGUCGUGGUGAGCGGCUUGAAGCAGGAGGAGGACCAUGGUGUCAUUGCGGAUGUCAUUCGCGCCAACUGGGCUUAG